UUUAGCAGCCGACUGAAACCGGGGCCAAUGCGCAGGCGCAGGAGCCAGCGCACGCGUACGAGCGUCAGAAUGCCUCCGUUGCUCCCAGCGUGCUCCGCGGUGUAGGUUUAUAGGAGGUGGGAAGGCGUCGUAAUGGCUGCAGCCGGCGCUGGCGCCACCCGCCUGCUUCUCCUCUUACUGGUAGUGGCAGCAGCGCCCAGCCGGGCCAGGGGCAGCGGCUGCCGGGCUGGGGCCGCUGCACGAGGGGUUGGGGCUGACGGCCGGGAAGGGGAGAGCUGUGGCACGGUGGGGCUGCUGCUGGAGCACUCCUUUGAGAUCGACGACACUGCCCACUUCCGGAAGCGGGGCUCCCUGCUCUGGAACCAGCAGGAUGGCACCUUGUCCCUGUCACAGCGGCAGCUCAAUGAAGAGGAGCGGGGCCGACUUCGGGACGUGGCAGCCCUGAAUGGCCUGUACCGGGUGCGGGUCCCCAGACAGCCCGGGGCCCUUGACAGCGCAGAGGCUGGUGGCUAUGUCUCUUCCUUUGUCCCUGCGUGCUCCCUGGUGGAGUCGCACCUCUCCGACCAGCUGACCCUGCACGUGGAUGUGGCUGGCAACGUGGUGGGGGUGUCCGUGGUGACGUACCCCGGGGGCUGUCGGGGCCACGAGGUGGAGGACGUGGACCUGGAGCUGUUCAACACCUCCGUGCGGCUGCGGCCGCCGGGCACCGCCCCAGGCCCCGAGACAGCAGCCUUCAUCGAGCGCCUGGAGAUGGAGCAGGCCCAGAAGGCCAAGAACCCCCAGGAGCAGAAGUCCUUUUUCGCCAAAUAUUGGAUGUACAUCAUUCCCGUGGUCCUGUUCCUCAUGAUGUCGGGAGCUCCGGAUGCCGGGGGCCAGGGCGGGGGCGGGGGCGGCGGCGG
Messenger RNA from Chinchilla lanigera (long-tailed chinchilla), 899 nucleotides. RefSeq names its product ER membrane protein complex subunit 10 (gene Emc10). Lineage: Eukaryota; Metazoa; Chordata; Mammalia; Rodentia; Chinchillidae. The record is from RefSeq and is a predicted model, not a curated record. Gene Ontology annotation, cellular component: EMC complex.